CUGUAUUGGAUAUCGUGGCAGAUUAAUUCAACGGUUGGAAUCAGCCCAAUGCAAUAACAAUGAUGACCUAUUGACCUCAUGGAUAUUUCUUAUUGUCAUCUGAAGUUUUUGAAGUUUUCCAAUUGUUUGACUGUUCAAAUACAAUCCGAAUUUCGUCAACGAAGAGACUUUCAAAAAUGUCGGCUGAAUACCAUCGAGUUGAUAACGAUGAACAGUUCAUCGAUGUAUCUCUCGGUCGAAGAUCUACUGACAGCUUGAAUUCAACGUUGUUAGACUCAGAGUAUGAUGGAAAGGCUCAGGAUGUGGAAUCUAUGCCAUUGCCUAGACAUACGUACGAUAACCGAUGGAUGUGGUUGGUACACGCUGUACUGCUUUCAUUUUCAUUUGGGUUAUUCAUAUCGGCAUAUUGUACCAGGAUAACAACGCUCAAACACGUGAAGGAGUACUCGGCAUGGUCUCCCGCUGCAAAAGCAGUCGAGUAUCAAAAAGUUAAAUUCAAUAACACCAUGGGAACUGGGUCGCCGUAUGUGGGCUACGGACCAGACGUUGACAAGGCAUGGAGUUCUAUUUCAUAUGAUGUUGGCGAUCAAAUGAUUUUACCAGAUCAACUCGACAAAAUCGGGAUGCCUAACACACAUCUGAAAGUCAAGGAUCCAAAGACCGGAGUCGAAGGUUACCGAGUCGGCCUAGAAGUUUUUCAUCAACUACAUUGUAUAAAUCUUCUCCGACAAGUCACAUACAGAGACUGGUACGAAGACAUCAGUGGAGAGUUCAAGGGAGGACAAAAGGGCCUUCAAAUGCACACCGAUCAUUGUCUAGAGAUCCUACGCAUGAAUGUACAAUGCAACGCAGACGUUGGGGUCUUCACACUUUACAUGGUAGAAGAUGAUCCUCUUCCUUGGCCAGAACUCAACUCUUGGCAUGUUUGUAGAAAUUUUGAUGCCAUUGUAGACUGGGCCAUGGAUAAUUCGGUAGGAAUCAUGGAAAUGCAUGAUAACAACACGGAUACCAAUGGCUCCACGUCAUAGAUAUUCGAAAUUUUGUAUACAUAAGAAUUACACUAUAGAUAUUU
Botrytis deweyae is the source of this 1072-nucleotide messenger RNA. RefSeq lists its product as uncharacterized. The coding region runs from base 177 to 1028 and encodes 283 amino acids. The record is from RefSeq and is a predicted model, not a curated record. Gene Ontology annotation, biological process: mycotoxin biosynthetic process. Lineage: Eukaryota; Fungi; Ascomycota; Leotiomycetes; Helotiales; Sclerotiniaceae. The transcript has 5 exons.